This is a messenger RNA of Magnusiomyces paraingens, 1428 nucleotides long. RefSeq lists its product as uncharacterized. NCBI's taxonomy places the organism in Eukaryota, Fungi, Ascomycota, Dipodascomycetes, Dipodascales, Dipodascaceae. The record is from RefSeq and is a predicted model, not a curated record. Gene Ontology annotation, biological process: transmembrane transport. The transcript has a single exon. Gene Ontology annotation, cellular component: fungal-type vacuole membrane. The coding region runs from base 1 to 1428 and encodes 475 amino acids. Gene Ontology annotation, molecular function: transmembrane transporter activity.
AUGAGAACUCAUAUAACAUCUCUCUGCCGUCACAUUGCAAAUGAACUCGGCCUUCACUCACUUCUAAGCUCUGCCCGUGACGUGCGUCUCCUCAUCCUCAUCAAGUUUGUCCGCAUGGUAGCGUUUGGUCAAUCUUCCAUCUUCCUAGUCCAGUUCUUUAACGCCCAUGGCUACUCUGAAAGCCUGUCAGGACUCUUCAUGAGUAGUACCCUUAUAGGCGAUGUCAUCAUCUCUUACUUUUUAACUCUCAACGCAGACCGCAUCGGCCGCCGCAGGGUCCUUUGCAUAGGCGCCCUAAUGAUGCUAGCAUCCGGUGUCGUCUUUGCCGUCUCAAAUAACUUUUAUAUCCUCCUACUAGCUGCCGUCAUAGGUGUCAUUUCCCCCUCAGGAUCAGAUAUUGGACCUUUCCAAACUGUCGAGGAAUCUACUCUCGCCCAUUUGGUCGCCCCCCAGUACCGUAAUGAUAUUUAUGCCUGGUACUCCCUCGGAUCCGCUCUCGCACUCGCAUGUGGUCACAUAUCCGGAGGAUGGCUCAUCAAUGCCUUGACGGCUCCACGAAUCGGUCUUUCCUCCCUAGAAGCUUAUAAAUCCAUCUUUUUCAUUUUUGCCAUCUUUGGUGGCCUUAAGCUCUUACUUUCUCUCAGUCUUUCCCAUAAAGUCGAGGCUCCACUCUAUGAGCUUUCGUCAACCUCAUCAUCUUCAAUCAAUAAUAAAAAAAUAGAACACACUUCCACCCCACCUUCGGAAACUACCUCGUUACUCAGCCCACCACAAACCCCAAUCGAUCAAGAAGCUUCUCUCACCCCCAUCACCCCACGACGCAAGUUUUCCAUCCUCCCAGAGCUCUCAGCAGCUUCAACAAAUAUCGUCGUCAAACUUUCGCUGCUCUUUGCUCUCGACUCGUUUGCAUCUUCUCUCAUAAAGUCAACAUGGGUCUCGUACUACAUGACGAAAAAAUUUAACAUCAACCCCACAGUCCUGGGCUCUACCUUCUUCGUCACUGGUAUCAUUGCAUCUCUCGCAAUGCUGGUGUCUUCCUCCCUAGCAAAACGUCUGGGACCGGUCCUCACCAUGGCUCUUACCCAUUUCCCCUCCUCCGCUAUUCUCAUCUUCUUACCAAUGCCCGCUUCAUUUUCUGCCUUUUUUAUCCUGCUGGUUCUUCGCUCAUGCACUUGCCAAAUGGACGUGGCUCCUAAACAGGCCUUUCUCUCAAUGGUCGUUCUGUCAUCAGAGCGUACCGCAGUCAUGGCUUGGGUUAAUGUCGUCAAGACGUGCUCCCAGAUCUUUGGCCCCUCCAUUGCAGGAUUUCUGGCUCACGAAAACAAGCAGUGGAUCUGCUUCGUGCUUGCCGGAUCUCUCAAGGUGUUGUAUGACAUUUUGAUUCUGUUGACUUUUGCAUUCAAACCAUUCAUCUCUUCGGAGCAAUGA